Molecule: messenger RNA, 1157 nt
Organism: Ostreococcus tauri
Lineage: Eukaryota; Viridiplantae; Chlorophyta; Mamiellophyceae; Mamiellales; Bathycoccaceae
Product: Photosynthesis system II assembly factor Ycf48/Hcf136
Exons: 1
Molecular function (GO): protein binding
Source: RefSeq, a predicted model, not a curated record
AUGGGCCCGUGCGCGGGGAGCGCGCGAUCGCGCGCGGGCGCGAGGGCGACGACGACGCGGUGGAGGUCUUGUCGCGACGGGCGUUGGCGGGGAAGGCGGUGACGCUCGCGGCGGCGCUCGCGGCGUGGCCGGCGGAUAAGCGGGCGCUGGCGGAGGGAUCGAUCGAGAGCGAGUACUGGGAGCGCGUGGAGCUGCCGCUCGAACCUGGGGUCAUUCUUCUGGAUAUCGCGUUCGUGAACGAACAGCGUGGAUUUUUGCUCGGGACGAGGCAGACGAUCUUGGAGACGACGAACGGUGGGAAGACGUGGGACGCGCGGGAUCUGACGGGUUUGUUGGACGACGACGUGAAUUAUCGGUUCAACAGCGUGUCGUUCGCCGGCGAAGAGGGCUGGAUCAUCGGUAAACCGGCGGUGCUGUUGCACACUGUGGACGGCGGUAAGAACUGGGAACGCGUUGGUUUGAGUCCGAGACUUCCGGGCGCCCCGUUGUUGGUCACGGCGGUGAAGGACAACGGCACGGCGGAGAUGGUCACCGACGAGGGCGCCAUUUACUUCACCAAGGACGCCGCGCGCAACUGGAAGGCUGCCGUCGAAGAGACCGUCUCCGCGACGCUCAACCGAACGGUAAGCUCCGGUAUCACCGGUGCCUCGUACUACACGGGCACCUUCUCCACCGUCUCGCGCAACGACAAGGGCGAAUACCUCGGCCUGAGCUCUCGCGGUAACUUCUACAUGACCUGGGCCCCGGGUCAGGCUUACUGGCAACCGCACAACAGAACUUCGGCCAGACGCGUGCAAAGCAUGGGCUGGCGCAAAGAUGGCGGGGUCUGGGAACUCACUCGCGGCGGUGGCGUCUUCCAGUCUCAAGACAUCGGUCUUCCGGAGGAAGAUUCGGAGUUCGUCGAGGCAAAAAUCGGCUCGCGCGGUUUCGGCCUCCUUGAUCUCGGAAGCGAUCCAAAGGGUAACACGUACUGGGCCGUCGGAGGUUCGGGCAGCGUCUUCUACUCCACGGAUGGCGGCAAAAGCUGGAAGCGCGACCGCGGCACCGAUAACGUCGCGGCCAACCUCUACAACGUCAAGUUCCAAUCUGAGACGCAAGGUUUCAUCCUCGGUAACGACGGUGUUUUGUUGCGCUACAUCGGUCGCAGCCCGAAGUGA